AUGUAUGAAAAUUUUGAAAAACUUCGAAUGUUCAAAAACUUAAAGAAUAAUUUAAUUAAGCAUGGCAGUUUCAAACUACCUAGGCCCAGAAAUUACAACAUUGAAGAAAAUGAAAUUCAAGAGCUAAAUGUGUUAGAAGAGGUAAUAGAACGUCCAAACACUUCUUUGCGGAUUUUGGAAAACGUUACAACCGUUGGUCAGAAAAAAAAAUUGAAAACUCUGAAAAAACAUAAAUUCAAGCCUUACAAAGCAAGAAGAGUUCAUCAACUUCGCAAUGAUAAUCUUGCUCGUAGACUGAGAUUCAGUGUGUGGUUUACGGAAAACUCUAAGCAAAAUGCUGAUUUUCCAUCAAAUAUUGUAUGGACUGGUGAAGCUAGGAUUCAAAGCUCUGGCAAAUUAAAUAGAUAG
Messenger RNA from Ceutorhynchus assimilis (cabbage seed weevil), 408 nucleotides. The record is from the annotation of a GenBank genome assembly. Lineage: Eukaryota; Metazoa; Arthropoda; Insecta; Coleoptera; Curculionidae.